CCUCCGGACCCGGGAGGCCGAGAAGGAGCCGCGGUCCGCAACCCUGAGCGCCAACCAUGGGCCCGCGCCGCCGGAUCCGCAAGCCCGAAGUCCCAAGGAGGCGCGCCGCGAGCCCGGCUCCUGCCCCACCCCGGCCGGGCCCAUCCUUAGGCGCUCCCUCCCGUCCACUUGCUCGCCGGAAAUAUCGGGUUCUGAAGGAGAUCCGAACUCUUCAGAAGAGCACACACCUGUUGUUAAGGAAGAACCCCUUCAGCCGCCUGGCAAGAGAAAUAUGUGUUAUAUUCACUCGUGGUGUGGACUUCAAUUGGCAAGCCCAGGCCCUGUUGGCCCUACAAGAGGCAGCAGAAGCGUUUCUAGUUCAUCUCUUUGAGGAUGCCUAUCUCCUCUCCUUACAUGCCGGCCGUGUCACUCUCUUCCCGAAGGAUGUGCAGCUGGCCAGGAGGAUCCGAGGCAUUCAGGAAGGGCUCGGCUGAGCUCCUGCCGCCCGUGACUCUGGAUGAUACCGGGGACUCUGCCCGUAACUAGGGCCAGAUCACGGAGUACAAGGUGCUGCCUGGACUUGCUGUCUCUGAGCAGAGUGUGUGUGUUGCUUUUGUAAUUAGGUUUUUUUAAGAAGAAGACUGCAUGGCUUUCCUCUGUAACAGAGGUAAUACAUGACAGAAUGAACACAUUCCAAAAGUCCUGACAAUAAUUUCAGAUGAAGAGACUCCAAGUUUGACUUCACUUUGCAAAUUUUUCACACACCUGAUGAUUUGGAAGACAUCAGAUUUUCUAGCUUAUGAGAGAAAAGGAUAUCUACUGAUUAUUUUAGAUCUUUCUGUACCAUUUAAAUUUUUUACCAUAUGUAUAUUUACUUUUAUUUAAAACAUAAGGGGAAAAAUAAGAGAAGACCACUUCAGCCAGUUGCCUGGAAGAGCCUGGCGCAUCCAGCAUACAAAUCUCUGUCCUUCAGAUUGAUUUCAUCAUUAGUGGCAGCAGCAAGUUCCUGUGUGGAUUGUGCCUGUCGACGGAUUAUAUAGCUUUUCAAAAACUCAAUUGGGAUGAAAACAGGAAAUCGUUAAGGUUUGAUGUUCUGGCUCCUUCUGGUAAAUUCCUAUCAAAAUCAUUCAGAAAUUCUAGCUUGUAGAAUUUAUUUUAUUCUUAUUUGCAAGUCAUAGACGAUGUAGCAUAAUUU
This is a messenger RNA of Balaenoptera ricei (Rice's whale), 1174 nucleotides long. It is a transcript of the gene CENPA, whose product is annotated as centromere protein A. The transcript has 5 exons. Lineage: Eukaryota; Metazoa; Chordata; Mammalia; Artiodactyla; Balaenopteridae. The coding region runs from base 57 to 473 and encodes 138 amino acids. Gene Ontology annotation, molecular function: DNA binding; protein heterodimerization activity; structural constituent of chromatin. The record is from RefSeq and is a predicted model, not a curated record. Gene Ontology annotation, cellular component: nucleosome.